CUUAGCCUUUGCGGCCUCGUGGACGAGCGCUAUGCGGUCCGACGCUGAAAGGCCGACUCCAUCAACAUAGACAAGCGCCAAAUCUCCCCGACGCGACGACGCCCGGACAUCUGAUAGGAAGAGUCCCGUUCAGCCGAAGCGUUGCUGGCAGCCAUGUGGAGUGUCCUGCAACUUUCUAUGGCGUAACAAUAGGCCUUUACCCCGGGCUGUACGGAUUGCUCGGGAGUUGGGUUCGGGGCUCUGAGGUAGGCCGGGCGUAGGGCUUGCCCGCACCUUGGAUACAUGAACAUAGAUCAGUGAUCGCUUGUCGCCACUCCCAACCAGGGCACCCAAGAACGCGAAUCUAUCUAUACAGUGACAGCAUUCUGGAUAUCCAUCCCAGCGCCUCGAACAAGCUAUUUGAGCGCAAGUGCCUCCGUCCGUACUUCCCUGGCCCGGUCGCCUGUUUCUCCUCUUUCCCACUUCUCUCUCCAUCUUUUCUCCCCAUUUUUUUUCGGGUCCUCAAUCCAUUGCCUGAUUCCAUGGCUUCCAACUACGUUCCAGAGCCUAUUCAACGCUGGUCCGCUGGUACCGAGUCCGAAUCUAGUAUCGGAGAGAAGUUCGGAGACAAAGACGUCGAAUCUGGGCGACAAGCCCGGGCUUUCCCGAUUCGGGUCCUUGCAUGGCCCAUCAUCGUUAUCGUGAUGCAGUUCACGUUGCUGAUGCUCACAGUGGGGCUUUUUGAGCAUGUGCGCGCGCGCGGGCAGGUUCCGCUCCCCUUCGCCACCGCUGUCUUCUUCCGCGACGAGCAUCAGGUCGCGACAUACGUCGUCACAUUCCUUUCUACAAUCCUGUCUACCUUUUCUGGAUUUCUGCUCUCCCAGGCAAUCCGUGUGGCCAUGGUCGUACACCUCUCGCAUCAGCCGAUCCAGAUCUCCGCUCUCCAGUCUAUGAUUAAGCUGGCCGGAAAAUCCCUGAUUAUGAACGGGCGAGAUCUGCGCUGGACGGCCUGCGCUACAAUCGUAUUCCUCGCAGCCAUGGAGCAAACGGCCAGCUGGAACACGCUCUUCACGCCCACUACUAUCACGUUCGACGUCCCGAUGGUCGGCGCGGAAGUCGAUAUUGCGAAUCCCUCGCUGCUGGCACAGUUCAACAAUCUGUACCUGAAUGAAAUCAGGGGCACUCUGAACACGACGGUGACUGCGGUUACCAACACCGCGGGGACCACCAACGCGCUUUCGGCCACGGGCUACUCAACCAUCUUCAACUUUGAGAGCGAGGCAUACGACGCAACCACGGGCGGUAUCCUGCCCGUCAACAUGGUUUUCGAUGCCCCGGCUGGGAGUCCACCUCCAGUCAGUAUCUACCCGCAAUACUUCAACACGCGGAACACCGAGGCGCUCCCACCCCUUGUGACGGACCUCAAUGUCACGAUGGUCCAGCAGGGCCUAACCGCCGCUGUGUCCUGCGCCGCGCAGAACCUCAACGCGCAGACCGAUCCGUCUGUGACACCGCGGCAAGCGCCGGCGCAGGUGACGAUCGCAGGCGUGAGCAGCACCGGCCUGACGAGUUAUGAGAUGGAUACUUUCUGUCAGGGGAACCCGUUGAAUCAAGCCAAGCUGUCGUUCACGGGGAAUGUCUUGAUCAUCGCGGGGUGCCAAAGACCUAACUCGACCACUGAUUAUACGAUCGUGAUCUAUCCCUUUGGGAUUUAUCGAGACAUGGGCUCCAUCGUGUGCCGCGUUUCUCCGCAGAUCGUGAAUGUCACCACGACCUACACCCCACGCCUGAUCUCUACCGUCUUCAACAACAGCGCGACGCCCAUCCCCAUCAACGGCGACGUCACAUUCGCGGUGCUGGAUAUGCUGACGCAGGUCAUUGGGCUAGGGCAGAGCGAGACCAGCAAUGUCAUCGGGGACGCCAUCAUGAACAUAUUCAGUGAUCAGGUCUACGGGGACCUUCAGUACACUGAUCUCUGGGAACAAUACUUUCUCGGCGCGCUCGGAUUCAUUUCCACGGCCAUCAAAACCCAACUCGCCGUCCCCAAGACCGGCGUGUUUGCGCCAAACGGCCUCCCCGAGUCGAUGUCCAAAGCAAUCCGCGGGACAGCGACGGUCGCGACCAUCGGGUGGCAGUACACCGUUGAGGGCGGGCUCCUGCUCAUCCCCAGCAUAUUCAUCGCGCUGCUCUCCAUCGCGGUGGCGUCCUAUGCGAUCUUCGAGGCGCUGCGUGUGCGCGUCGAGACGCGGGCCGCGUUCGAUCCGUGCGAUCCCAUCGCGCUGAUGGCGGCUGCGUCGGCGGGCGGCAUGGAACAUGCGUUUACUGGACUGGGUGCGGAGGAGGUCGAGGCUGGGAAGGAAAAGCGGAUCCGGUUGGGCAGGACCCGUUCCGGGAGAGAGGGGCUUGUAGAGAGUAUGGACUGAAGAGAUAGGGCCACCAACUCGUUUUUUUUGUUUACAUUCAGGAGGGCCCAGUUGAUUUCCUAGGUUGUCAGUAUCGCUUAAUUGCAACAGAUCCGCGAUUUUGAUGUAGCAACGGACGCGCCGGACAGAGUUCACGUGC
Messenger RNA from Mycena citricolor, 2541 nucleotides. Lineage: Eukaryota; Fungi; Basidiomycota; Agaricomycetes; Agaricales; Mycenaceae. The record is from the annotation of a GenBank genome assembly.